GUACCGUGGAAGCGCUGGUGGGCUCUCACAGUUUGGCUCAGGUGAACAAACUGUUCUGGCAGGACUCAAAGAUACUUUCCAUAAAAUUAAUGAAAAUUCUGACAGCUUUCCACCGUUUUUCUUAGUCCAAGUAAGAAAACUCCAUUCCUCUGAAGAUUUCUAUAUUAUUACAUGUUUGUAUUAAUGGUUAAAUCUAUUGGCAGUGGUUUAGAUAAUUUGAAGCCUCUAUUCUUUCACUUAGGCUCUCCAUCAAGCAUUUCCUCAUUUUGCAGAGAAGAAUGAACAUGGUGUCCCAAUACAACAGGUAAUGUACUGUAUUGCCCAUAUUGGCACUCACAACUUAAUAAUUUUAUUCUGCAGUACUGUAGUUAAUUGUUGGGAGCGGUGAGUUUACAUGUACCUCUCCUUGUCCCCUAUGUUUACCACUGCAUUGGUCAGGUGCAUGGCCGCAUUGCUUGCAAAAAUUGGACAGUAAUUACAUGGUAUUUGUAAAUUAAAUUGUCUCUUUUUCUUUUUGGUUCAUUUAGGAUGCUAAUGAGUGCUGGACACAUUUCGUUCGCAUUCUUCAACAAAAAUUACCAGGUGUAACAUCAGUUGAAGGACACAAUACUCCCAGCGAGGCUGCUGCUGCUACAAAACAGAGCUCGUUGAUGGAUCAAUAUUUUGGUAAGUUAUCGUGGACUAACAUGCGUUCUAUUUAAACAAAAUGUAAAAUAUACUACUUUACACAAUUUGAAAUUAACUAACUGUCAACAGUUUCUGUACAUAUGAACUGAUUGCAUUUUCUUUAAACUUUUUAGGCAUACAGUUUCAGAGCACGUAUCCUUUGUUUAACAUG
Messenger RNA from Paramuricea clavata, 838 nucleotides. Lineage: Eukaryota; Metazoa; Cnidaria; Anthozoa; Malacalcyonacea; Plexauridae. The record is from the annotation of a GenBank genome assembly.